Messenger RNA from Saccostrea cuccullata (small rock oyster), 1410 nucleotides. RefSeq lists its product as uncharacterized. Lineage: Eukaryota; Metazoa; Mollusca; Bivalvia; Ostreida; Ostreidae. The transcript has 7 exons. The coding region runs from base 1 to 1410 and encodes 469 amino acids. The record is from RefSeq and is a predicted model, not a curated record.
AUGUGCGUCUUCACGGCGUUCAUACGGAGCUCCCACUACGUUGUUGGAGAUCUCACCGCGCUGCUACGGCGAUCAUACCACGUUUCUACCGCGUUCUUAUCAGACGGCGAUCACACGGCGCGUUUAUCAGCAGAGCCGGGCCCCCGGAUUGAUCGGCGAGGUUUGGUAUCCAAACAUGGCGAACCAAACAUUCCACCAGUGUGUACAGUACUGAGUAAUUCUCACGAGUGUUAUAAAGUAGACGGAAACAAAGAUGGAUUUCUUCCAGGAACCUACGUUGGAAGUGUACAUCUACGAAGUGAAAAAAUUGGAAGCAUAUGGUUUUCAAACGGCACGGGAAGUAAAUGUGUUUGCAGUUUUUCUAACAAUACUUUAAUUCAAAACGUAACCUACUACGGGAUGCAUAUACCUGAUAUUCAGAGUUUAUUUGAUACCGGAUGUAAUAUAGUAAAAAAUGGGACAUUGGAGAAAAUUGGAUAUAAUUGUUCACUCAAUAUAACAGAUCAAAAACAUACACAAGAUGCCAACUGUUCAAACAUUGCUGUCAGCUCGUCUCCACCGCCUACUACUGUUAUAAGUCUUACAACACGAUUAAAAACAAGACCCCAAUCAACUGUUACGUCUUUCACGCCAUUAGCUAUUGUUACAGAAGCCAUGACGUCAUCUAGUCCUGUUUCUCCGGUCCGGUACUCAGGCUCUACUGGACACUCUACAGAGUCUGUACACGGUACUGGGAUAGGGACUGCAACUCGUAUACCAGGAUCCAAGUCGCACGUGUCGUCACUCUCUCUAAUAACUAAGGAAUCUCAUAGUCUUACAGUUGUUACAACUGAUCCAACUCAACACAGCAGUCCCUAUGGUUUAACAUCUCGAGAAGUGUCGUCUUCGCUAGAGAAUGUCAAUCCCUCAACAAGUCUGAAUACUGGUCAGCAUUUAGAGACCACGACUGUCAAGAAAACAGAGACAAACUCGGCCCUUACAUUGGAAAUAAUCAUUCCCCUUGUUGUGGCAGUUAUCCUGCUCGCCUUCAUUAUACUCAUCUUAGUAUGCAUAAGAAAACAGCGGGAAAAGAAGCGGAUAUUUAAGUAUGAGGUAUCCCCUACACCAAGUCUACGUCUACAGGAACCCUCUAAUUCUGAUAAAGAGGAGAUUCUAAAAUAUAACAAUGAGUUUCAUGAGUACGGAACAAAACACAACAUCUUGUAUGAAGGUGACGAUUAUUGUGAGCAUGGUAUUUUUAAUAAGGCCUUUAUUGAGACCCAUCCAGGCGCCAGCAAGAAAAAGGAGGACAGAGUGUAUGCGCCCACAAUGGAAGGCCAUCCAGAAGAACUAGUUCUCGAAGAAGAGCCGGGCACCAGUACACAAUAUGUCCUUAGCAAUGACAAAGAGAACAUAAUUCCUAUUGAGUAA